AUGUUCCGUCAAUUGGCCAGAAGAGCCGUGGCUCCUACUGCCAGAGUGGCUCCUCUUAUGAGAUCAUCCCUCAGAAACUCCAGUAUAAUCUCUGUCCACAGAGACAUUAAAGAAGACAACCCAAACAUUCCUUUCGAGUUCAACUCUGAAAACAGAAAGAGAGCCGAUGAAAUUAUUGCCAAAUACCCACCUCAAUACAAAAAGGGUGCUGUGAUGCCCUUGUUGGACUUGGGUCAGAGACAGUUGGGUUUCACCUCCAUCUCUGUCAUGAACUACGUCGCUAAGAUGUUGGACAUGCCUCCUAUGAGAGUGUACGAAGUUGCCACUUUCUACACCAUGUACAUGAGACAUCCUAUGGGUAAGCACAACAUUCAGGUUUGCACCACCACUCCAUGUCAGUUGUGUGGCUCUGACGACAUCAUGAAGGCCAUUCAGGACUAUCUCAAAAUCAAGCCUGGUCAGACCACCCCCGACAAGAUGUUUACUUUCCAGGAGGUUGAGUGUUUGGGUGCCUGUGUGAAUGCUCCUAUGAUGGCUGUUGACGAUGACUACCACGAAGACUUGACCCCAGAGAAGACCGUGGCUAUCUUGAAGACUUUGCAAGAGGGCAAGCCUUUGGAAAAGGUUGGUCCUGUUUCUGGAAGAAUCUCCUGUGAGCCUUUCAGUGGUAGAAAGGUGUUGAACGGCGCCGAGCCCAACGACGUGCGCAAGUUCACCAGAGCCGACUUGUAG
Candidozyma duobushaemuli is the source of this 732-nucleotide messenger RNA. RefSeq lists its product as uncharacterized. Gene Ontology annotation, molecular function: NADH dehydrogenase activity. The record is from RefSeq and is a predicted model, not a curated record. Lineage: Eukaryota; Fungi; Ascomycota; Pichiomycetes; Serinales; Metschnikowiaceae. The coding region runs from base 1 to 732 and encodes 243 amino acids. The transcript has a single exon.